Antechinus flavipes (yellow-footed antechinus) is the source of this 4124-nucleotide messenger RNA. It is a transcript of the gene SYT9, whose product is annotated as synaptotagmin 9. Gene Ontology annotation, cellular component: dense core granule; membrane. Gene Ontology annotation, molecular function: SNARE binding; calcium ion binding; calcium-dependent phospholipid binding. The record is from RefSeq and is a predicted model, not a curated record. Gene Ontology annotation, biological process: calcium-ion regulated exocytosis; regulation of calcium ion-dependent exocytosis; cellular response to calcium ion. Bases 1351 to 2823 code for a protein of 490 amino acids. Lineage: Eukaryota; Metazoa; Chordata; Mammalia; Dasyuromorphia; Dasyuridae. The transcript has 7 exons.
AUGACUGCUCUUCCAUUAAGCAGUAUAGGGAAGUGAAGAGAUCACUGAGUUUCCUUGCUAAGUUAUGGGAUCAGAGUUUGAAUUCAGACUCUGCCAUUUAAUACCUGUGUGAUUGUGGGCAAGUCAUUUAACCUCCUAGGCCUCCGUUUCCUAUUCUGUAAAAUGAACUUGGACUAGAUAGACUCGAGCUUCUUCCCAGCUCUAGAAUUACAAGUGUCUUUUCUUGAGCAAUAUUAGAGGAAUUCUGACAAAUUUUCCCGUUCCAACUCCUGUUUAAUAUUUCUCAGUAGUCACCGAAAGUUUCAGUUAUUACAACAUGGCCUCCUGAAAAUGUUACCAUUCCACAGAUGACAAUUUGUUUUCUAUUAGACUCGAGAGUGACUGCUUCUAGGGAUGAUGUCUUGAAAUAGGGGAAAGGAGAGAAAGGGAAAAGGGGAGCAUUUCUGGGAAAGUCCCUGCAGGAAGCUAAUCUCGGCCAUCUGACCCGGUCCUUUAAUCCUGUCCCUACAUUCUAGGUUACAGCUCACUUUUUGGAGGCCUGGGUGGUCCGCUACAAACGGACAGUUUUCCAGGCAUGGAGCACUGACUUCGGUAUUCCUUGCUCCAUCCUGUUCCAUCUGUCUUCUUUAGGUCAUUCAUCCGUGUAAAGGCCACGCUGUAGGAACGGGGGAGGGAAUCUUAGUCCCGCUCGGCUGGAAGCAGUCAAGGGGGGCUGCGUUUGGAGUGAGUCUUCACAACCUGGCGAAUCUCGUGAGCAGCUGUCUGAUGAGUCUCCGCUGUGCCCUGGGAAGCAAGCUGGGGUAGAGGGGGCCACCGCCUGAACCCUGAGAAGGAGCGGAGGGAGGGGCGGCUCCGAUUCCUCUAGACCCUCGGGCAAGAUCUCCCCACCGCUCCGAGCCCCGCCUCUUGCUCUUCAGCCGCCGGCACUGAGGGCUCCGGCCGCCAGGGAGAGCUGCGCCCUAGCUGCGCUGAAGCAGAGCCAGCGAGAGGAGAGAAAGAGCGAGAGAGCGAGAGAGCGCUCGCCAGCCGCCCGUCCGCCCGCAGGCUCCGGCUGCGCCGCUCCUCGGUACGGAGAGGGAGAACUGCAUGCAACCGGUGGGACCCAACGCCCGACCAGGUUCUGGUCGUCCUACCACCCGGCAGCCACCCCCAGGACCCAAGAGAGCUCGAGGGAAGCCUUGCAGACAGACGGUCAGGUCCCCGGUGGGGCUGCGCGCUCCUACCCUGGUCAGCUGGGGGCGGCCGGUGGCUGCAGGCGGCCCGGGGAAGCAGCAGCGGCAGCGGAGGCAAAGGCGUGUCUGAGCGGGCGGAGGGCUCUCCGGCGACCUGUCCCGAGAAUGCUGGGGGGCGAUGCCCGGGGCCAGGGACGAGAUCUGUCAGAAGGCACUGCAGCUGCUUGCCGAGCUGUGCUCCAGCGGGGCGGUAGAGCACGACAGCUGCCAGGAUUUUAUCCAUUACCUGCGGGACCGCGCCAGACCUCGGCUCACCGACUCAGACAUCUCAGUGAGUUUGCUGUCUCUAGUUGUCACAGCCUGUGGGUUGGCCCUCUUCAGUGUAUCUCUAUUUGUGUCCUGGAAGCUCUGCUGGGUCCCUUGGAGAGAACGAGGUCUGUUCUCAGGAAGCAAAGACAACCAGGAGCCCCUGAAUUACACAGAAACAGAGACCAAUGACCCAGAAUACAGCGAAGACUAUCAGGAGCAGCCCUCGCCCUAUCCAGAUGCCGCCAUGAAGAUCAGCCACACUUCUCCUGACAUCCCCUUAGCCUCUCAAGCAGAGAACAAGGAGAAUUGUGUCCAUGGGACCCGCAUGCAACGGCAAGUGACAGAGCCCACCCCAUCUGCCCGGCACAACUCAAUCCGAAGGCAACUCAACCUCUCAAACCCAGACUUCAAUGUCCAGCAGCUUCAGAAGCAGGAACAACUGACAGGGAUUGGACGCAUUAAACCUGAGUUAUAUAAGCAGAGGUCAGUGGACACUGAUGAUGGGAGAAAAAGCAACAGCAAAGCCUGUGGGAAACUGAACUUCAUUGUGAAAUAUGACUGUGACUUAGAGCAGCUAAUCGUAAAGAUCCAUAAAGCUGUCAACCUGCCAGCAAAAGACUUUUCUGGGACAUCAGACCCUUAUGUCAAGAUUUACUUGCUCCCGGAUCGGAAAACUAAACACCAGACUAAAGUUCACAGAAAGACACUAAACCCAGUCUUUGAUGAGGUUUUUUUAUUCCCAGUUCCCUACAAUGAUCUUGCCAUGAGGAAGCUUCACUUUUCUGUCUAUGACUUUGACCGAUUCUCCCGCCAUGAUUUAAUUGGUCAAGUGGUUGUGGAUCACUUCUUAGAUUUGGCAGACUUCCCUCGAGAGUGUAUCCUUUGGAAGGAUAUCGAAUAUGUCACCAAUGAAAAUGUGGAUCUUGGAGAUUUGAUGUUUUCCCUUUGUUAUCUUCCAACUGCUGGAAGGCUGACUAUCACCAUAAUCAAGGCCAGGAACUUAAAAGCAAUGGAUAUAACUGGAGCAUCAGAUCCUUAUGUGAAAGUCUCACUGAUGUGCGAAGGCAAACGCCUGAAGAAAAGAAAAACUUCCACCAAGAGGAACACACUCAACCCUGUUUACAAUGAAGCCAUAGUCUUUGAUGUCCCCCCAGAAAACAUUGACCAAAUUCACUUGUCAAUAGCUGUCAUGGACUAUGACCGUGUAGGUCACAAUGAGAUCAUUGGGGUGUGCCAAGUGGGCAACGAAGCAGAACGCCUUGGACGAGAUCACUGGAGUGAAAUGCUGUCGUACCCUCGGAAACCCAUCGCUCACUGGCACCCACUAGUUGAGAAACGAUAGUAAUGGAGGUGAGGACUGCUCAGGCUAAGUGAUGAGCCCAGACCAUUGGAUUCCAGCUGUCUUAAGCUGCUUUCCCCUUCCAACACCACCCCAAUAGCCCCACCAACCAACUGCUCAGAUGUAACCUUAGCAAUAACAAGUCCUCUCCCAAGACCAGGUUUGAGGAGCGCCAAGUGAACCUGCCUACCUUCUUGGCCCAGUCCAAAGCCAAGUAUGCCAUGGGAGAGGACUUGCUGUGUGACCAAGAAUCAAGAUUGGACGAAAGAAGGAAGGGCUCCGUACCAGCUACAUUCCCCCUGCCCCUGCCCCUGCCUCGGCCACUAGGGUCGAUCUAGACUCACUGUCCCCCACGGUUGGUGUUGAACAGCAGAAUGAUGAACAUCUGCAGGGUUUAGCAGCUGUCCUGCAAAAACGAACAGAAAUACCGCUUGGCCAGAGUCCCCACAGAAUGAAAGUACAUGAAAAACAAAGCUGGCGAUAAGAAUCUCUCCUUUGGCUGGGCUUUCCCAUGAGUUAGUGACUUCACCCCUAUCAGGAAGGCUCUGGGAGAUCCCCCCAGCACAGACAGGGCAGAGCUUAAUGAAUGUGCAGGGAAGCCAAACACGUACCCCACUUCGAGGGACCAGCACACAGUUCCCUUGUAGGCUUCCCUGCCUGCCAAAAACCAUUCAUUGACAGUGCAGGUUAAAAUUGGACUUUGUGGGGUGGGGGGAGGGAGGGGCAGACAUUUUCAAUCCUACAAAUUCUCCCCUAAGUAAAGGAAAUGUGGGUCCAGCCUGCUGUUUUGAGUGCCUUCUGGUCCAUUUCCAUGUGCAACACUCUAGACUACACCUUCCCCCUGCCUUGGUGUUGCAGCCAAAGACAAUACUUCUCAUUUUCUUUUUAACACAAGCAUCACAUCAGCCCCUAGGUAAUGGAAAUACCUAGGAAAGAGCUAAGUCCAAGGGCUUUCAACUGUGACAUCAUCAAAUUAGUGUUGGAUGUUGCUCCGUAGCCAGCCACUCAAGUAUCACUCAGGCUUCUGACAAAGCGGAUGGACAAAGCAGAGCCCUCAGCACUGCCGGGGGGUGAGAAUUCCACAGCCCCAGGAAACUUCCCUUUAUCCACUGAGGCAAUGUGGCUGGUGCCCGGCCUUUCCAAGGACAGACAGCUUCAAAUGAGUAUACCUUAGAUGAGAGGAGAGGAAAAGAGAGGAGGGAGAGGAGAGACAGACAGACAGAGUGAGAGAGAAACAGACACAAAGAGAGAUAGAAAGAGGGAGGCGAGGAAAGAAGGGGGGGCAAGAGAGGGAGGGAGAGAGA